This is a messenger RNA of Trematosphaeria pertusa, 2226 nucleotides long. RefSeq names its product ribosome biogenesis ATPase RIX7. Gene Ontology annotation, cellular component: nucleus. Gene Ontology annotation, biological process: ribosome biogenesis. Gene Ontology annotation, molecular function: preribosome binding; RNA binding; ATP binding. The record is from RefSeq and is a predicted model, not a curated record. Bases 1 to 2226 code for a protein of 741 amino acids. The transcript is spliced from 2 exons. NCBI's taxonomy places the organism in Eukaryota, Fungi, Ascomycota, Dothideomycetes, Pleosporales, Trematosphaeriaceae.
AUGUCCCGCGGCAGCCGGCCCUCGCUGCAACAAGGCCUCGACCGAGACGUUUACCAGGUCGUGCGAAAAUAUAUUGACGGCAGCAAUGAGUCGCCGUUGAAGCUAAAGUCGUACCAUGUCUAUGAUUAUAUCAAAAACUCCAAUUCUAGCUUGAAAAGACGACCAAAAAAACAGCUUGAAGACUCUAUUGAGCGAGUUCUGGCGGUGAUUCAAGAAGACGAGUCCGGUGAAGACGAAAUGGACGAAAUUGAAGGGGAAUUUGCGAAUGGGGAAGAUGGGGGCAAGAAGGCCGAGGGGAGGAGUGCGGAUUUCAUGAAUAAGCAGAUUGUGAGCGGGUGGACGGGGACGAGUGGGAAUGUAACGCCGACUGUGAAUGGGGAGAAGAGCAGGAAGAGAGACGGUGAGAAAGUCAAGGGAGAGAGAGAAAGCAAGAAGGCGAAGAGAUCGGGGGUUGCAGAGCAGAAGAUCGAUAUCGCACCUCCGCAAGGAGUUGGUUUGCAGGACAUUGGAGGUGUUGACAAGGUCAAACAGCAGCUCAAGGACCAUCUGGUCAUGCCCCUGCUGGCGCCCGAGGAAUACGUAAACCGGAAGAUCCCCAUCCCGCGAGGCAUUCUCCUCCACGGACCCCCUGGAUGUGGCAAAACGGUCAUUAGCAGAGCCUUUGCCGCGGAGCUCGGUGUCCCUUUCAUCGAAAUUCUUGGUCCUUCGGUGGUCUCCGGAAUGUCUGGGGAGUCGGAGAAGCAGAUUCGAGAGCAUUUUGAGAGGGCUAAAGAGGUGGCACCUUGCCUCAUCUUCAUCGACGAAAUUGACGUAAUUGCACCGAAGCGGGACAGCGCUCAGAGCCAAAUGGAGAAACGCAUCGUCGCACAGCUUCUAAUCUCCAUGGACGGGCUGGCCAUGGAAGGGAAUGAUGGCAAACCGGUCAUCGUUCUCGCAGCGACUAAUCGGCCCGAUAGCCUGGAUCCGGCCCUCAGGAGAGGCGGCCGCUUUGACACGGAAAUUAACAUGGGCGUACCGAACGAGUCUAUGCGGGAGUUGAUCCUGAAAGCUCUGACACGACAGCCAGCUCUAGCGGGCGAUGUCGAUUUCGCCUCCCUCGCGAAGAAAACGGCAGGUUUCGUCGGGGCUGAUCUAAAAGAUCUGGUCAGCAAAGCGGGUACAUGGUCGAUGGAUCAGUAUCGCGAAGCUCUAGAACGGCAAGCUGCGGAAACCGAAACGGAAAUGGAAGACGAUGAGAAACAGAGCUCAAUCAAGCCUUCCGGCGUGGAUCGCUCUAUUGCACGCCUCAUCAAGCGUGCACGCAACAAAGACAUGACUCGUCCUGUGGGAUUUGAGAAUACCGUCAUCACAAUGCAGGCAUUUGAGGCCGUUCUACCUACGAUAGUGCCAUCGUCUAAGCGAGAGGGUUUUGCAACGGUCCCCGACACAACCUGGAGGGAUGUUGGUGCCCUCGCAGGGGUGCGCGAUGAGCUUCAGAUGGCCAUUGUGGAGCCCAUCAAGAACCCUCAACGAUAUAAGGCGGUUGGAAUAACUGCACCUGCGGGCGUGCUUUUAUGGGGUCCUCCUGGAUGCGGCAAGACUCUGCUUGCGAAGGCUGUGGCUGCCGAGUCCAAAGCCAACUUUAUCAGCGUCAAGGGGCCUGAGCUGUUGAACAAGUACGUCGGGGAAUCCGAACGAGCACUUCGCCAAGUCUUCAUGCGCGCCCGCUCCUCCACCCCAUGCGUCAUAUUCUUCGACGAGUUCGACGCCCUUGUCCCAAAGCGCUCUUCCGAACUACACGAAGCAUCCGCCCGCGUCGUCAACACUCUCCUCACCGAACUCGACGGCCACAGCGCCCGCGAAGGCAUCUAUCUGAUCGCCGCAACCAACCGCCCCGAAAUGAUAGACGAAGCCAUGCUCCGGCCUGGCCGCCUCGAAACUCUGCUCUAUGUCGAGCUGCCCAAGCCUGACGAACGCGUCGAUAUCCUGAAAGCGCUCAUCCGUCAAAGAGGAGGCAUUAUCAAGGAAGGCCUUGCUGAACUCGCGAGAGCAGACGAUUGCAACUAUUUCAGUGGUGCAGACUUGGAAAGCUUGUUGCGAAAAGCUGGCCAAAACGCUCUUAGACGACAAGCCGAUGUCGUUGAAGAAAUCGACGUUCUCACGGCUGCAAAGAACAUAAAGCCCAGUGUCGGCGAUAUCAAAAAGUACGAGAAGCUCCGGGACCGUUUCGAAACAAAACUGUGGUAG